This is a messenger RNA of Danio aesculapii, 1579 nucleotides long. RefSeq lists its product as uncharacterized. Gene Ontology annotation, biological process: phospholipid biosynthetic process. Gene Ontology annotation, cellular component: membrane. Gene Ontology annotation, molecular function: phosphotransferase activity, for other substituted phosphate groups. Bases 307 to 918 code for a protein of 203 amino acids. The transcript has 6 exons. The record is from RefSeq and is a predicted model, not a curated record. Lineage: Eukaryota; Metazoa; Chordata; Actinopteri; Cypriniformes; Danionidae.
UAAAGUAACAAAAAAAACCUCUAUGUUCAGGUGAUUGUCUUUUAGCGCCAUCUAAAGACAUUAAGUGUUACUGCAACUGGAAUGACGCGUGUAAAGUCUGUCAGCAAGCCGGAAGUGACUUCUGUUUAUGUGCUCUAUCGUAAAUGACACACAUAGAGAAGAGGUCGCGCCUGCAGUGAAAUAAAUGUUCAUGAUCAUAAUGCUGUUUUGAAUAGGUGCUAUUCACAUAGUAUACGCGAGGUUGUGUAAAUAUGGCACAGAAGAGGGUGACUGUGGACAAAGGGCUGCUGCAGGAGCGUUUGUGAAAUGGGCUUCCAGGUCAUUCUGUAUGUUCCCAACCUAAUUGGUUACAUCCGGAUCCUUCUUGUUCUCAUUGCCUGGAUUCUGUAUAGAGACCCACAAAGUUUUGUGCCCUUGUAUGUGUUAUCUAUUAUUCUGGAUGGCGUUGAUGGAUGGGUGGCACGUCGGCUGCAUCAGACCUCCAGGUUUGGCGCAUGGCUGGACGUGGUCAUUGAUAAUGUAGGACGUGGAAUGAUCUGGAACAUGCUUUAUGAUUGGGGCUGGCUGGUGUCUUCAGUGGAGUGGUGUGUAUUUGUGUGCAACCACAAUGCAAGAGGUGCCCAGUGGAAGAACUCUUUCUCAGAGAGUCCGGUUUGGGUACAAGCUGUGAUGGCAAAUGGCUUCAAGACUCCGUUGGGCAUUCUGACAGUAGCAGGGCUCCAUGUUUUGCCCGUGUGGCUGUAUGGUUUCGAGCAUGAGGUGCUGUCUCGAGCUCUCUGUGCACCAAACUGGCUGCAGAUUGCGGGGAUUCUGGUGCUGACAGCAGGACGAGUACUGGGCUUUGCAGUUGAGAUGUGGUGCAUCUUAGCCCAUCUGAGAUGUUUACUGACAGAUGAAGAGGAAGAAAAGAACAACUAAGAGUCUAAGAUUCAUAUUUGAUGAGGCUACUGCACCUGAAAAGCACUUCAUCUCUUUGAAUGAGCAUGCUGAAUGCAACUUAUGAAGGAGAUAAUGUUACUGCGAACUAAUGUUGUUUUUACUCGAAUAUAUUUUAAAGUGAGAUACAUUUAUGCCAGAGUCCUUAAAUGCAAUGUUUAGGAAGGGAAGCUAUCAUAAUAGUUAUGUUGCUUGUGAUGUUUGGUGAAUUUAUUUAUUGUAUAUUUAUUGCUUAGGCUUCACUCUUUUUGUUGUUCUUGUUGGAAAGCAUGUGGUUAACAAUAGGGAGUUUAUGGCUUAAAUUCUCAGGAUAUGUAUAAACUGAUCAAAUGUACUUGUUACUGCAUCAACAGCCAAGCCUCAAAUUAUUCAUACCCCUGGCAAAUUACUUUUAACCAGCAAGUUUUUACUUUUGUCUGGAAAUGACACAGGCUUCUCCCAAAAGAUAAGAAGAGGAUGUCAGGCAUCAUUGAGGAAAAAAUAUUUCUUUAAGUAAAAUAGUUCUUUAAGUAACUUUAAGUCAGAAUUUGCCAGGGGUGUGAAUAAUUUUAGGCUUGACUGUAUAUAUAUACCCAUAUAUGCAAUGUAAGCAACUUUUAAAUGCUUGAAUGUAAAAAUAACCAAUAUGCAAAUAAAAUUAUUU